Molecule: messenger RNA, 5279 nt
Organism: Acipenser ruthenus (sterlet)
Lineage: Eukaryota; Metazoa; Chordata; Actinopteri; Acipenseriformes; Acipenseridae
Product: prospero homeobox protein 1-like
Exons: 5
Coding region: 269-2482 (737 amino acids)
Biological process (GO): regulation of transcription by RNA polymerase II
Cellular component (GO): nucleus
Molecular function (GO): DNA-binding transcription factor activity, RNA polymerase II-specific; RNA polymerase II cis-regulatory region sequence-specific DNA binding
Source: RefSeq, a predicted model, not a curated record
GAGGACAGCUCUGCCUAGCUCGCCUCGCAGAGAAAUACAAUUACAAUCCCAGAAGAAGAGCGGCGCAAAAGAGCUCUUUUCCGCUCUCACGCACAUCACUCUUGCCUGCCCUGAGAAAUUACAAUAUUCAUCACCAGCUGAACAGCCCUCUGUAUUCUCUCUUUCACUAGCAAAGACGCUCAAUUUCCUCUCAUCUGCUGAGGUCCCAGGAUUCUCGAGCUGUGCCCAGCUGACAAGCUUUUGAAGAUGGCACAAUAACAAUCGAGUGAUGCCUGACCAUGACAGCGCAGCCCUCUUAAGCAGACAAACCAAGAGAAGAAGAGUUGACAUUGGAGUGAAAAGGACUGUAGGGACAGCAUCUGUGGUUUUCGCUAAAGGAAGAACAACCUUAUUCAGUGCCAUGAAUCCCCACGGUUCAGAGCAGGACGUCGAAUGUUCAGUGGUGCAGCAUGCAGAUGGGGAGAAGUCAAACGUGCUCCGCAAGCUGCUGAAGAGGGCAAACUCAUACGAAGAUGCCAUGAUCCCUUUUCCUGGAGCAACUAUCAUUUCCCAGCUGCUGAAAAAUAACAUGACCAAAAAUGGUGGCACAGAGCCCAGCUUUCUAGGCAGUGGGCUCUCAAGCACAGGCUCAGAGAUUCACCACGAGGAUGUCUGCAGUAACUCUUCACGAGAAAGCCCCCAAGAGUGUCUUUCCCCAUUCAGCAGGCCGACCAUGAGCCAGUUUGAUAUCGAGCGUCUUAGCGAUGAGCACCUGAGAGCCAAGCGGGCCAGAGUGGAGAACAUAAUACGCGGUAUGAGCCACUCUCCCAGCGUUGCUCUACGUGGAAAUGAGAAUGACAGAGAGGGGGCGCCACAGCCCCCCAGCCCCCGGGAGAGUUACCGGGAAAACAAGCGUAAGCAGAAGCUGCCCCAGCAGCAGCAACAGAGCUUCCAGCAGCUGGUUUCAGCCAGAAAGGAGCAGAAGCACGAGGAGCGCAGGCAGCUGAAACUGCAGCUGGAGGACAUGCAGAAGCAGCUGCGACAGCUUCAAGAGAAGUUCUACCAAAUCUAUGACAGCACAGAUUCAGAAAACGAAGAAGAUGGUAACUUGUCUGAAGACAGCAUGCACUCGGAUGGCAUGGACCACCAGGCCCAAGACUCGGUGCCUGACCGAUUAGACAACGAAAUGUCCGACUUGGACCCAGGGCAUUUCCUCGACCGUGCACGUGCCCUCAUUAGGCAACAGACAAUGGUGACAGAAAAUCCUAAAAGAGACAGCCAGAGAGGGAAAGACCAAGGGCCAGCCUCCAUGCACACGGAAGGCAAGCAGCUGGCUGAGACAUUGAAACAGGAACUGAACACCGCCAUGUCCCAGGUAGUGGACACAGUGGUUAAGGUCUUCUCAAAACCUGUUCCUCAGGUCUUCCCACCCCUCCAGAUGCCUCAAGCCCGGUUUGCUGUCAAUGGGGAGAACCCAAACUUCCACACCACUAACCAGCGGUUGCAGUGCUUUGGCGAUGUCAUCAUUCCCAACCCACAAGAUACUUUUGCCAACAUACAGGUGCCUAGCUCCAAUGACCAGAUAGAAGCACUGCCCCUGGUGGUUCGAAAGAACUCAUCCGACCAAUCAUCCUCCGCUCCCACCCCUAUUGGCCAUCACCAUCACCACCCUUCCCUGCAUCCGUCUCCACUGUCAGCCACUGUGGGCUUUGGCUCUCCUUCUUUCCGUCACCCCUUCCCCCUUCCCCUCAUGGGCUACCCAUUUCAGAACCCUUUAGGCACCCCUUCGGGUUCCUAUUCGGGCAAAGACAGGGCGUCUCCAGAAUCAUUGGACUUGUCCAGGGAGACCACUAGCCUACGGACCAAGAUGUCAUCCAGUCAUCACAUGAACCAUCGAUCGUGCUCACCUUCAUACCCAGGCAGCACAACUGAAGGCCUAUCUUUGUCCCUCAUAAAGUCUGAGUGUGGAGACCUUCAGGACAUGGCAGAGAUUUCACCUUAUUCAGGAAGUACAAUUCAGGAAGGACUUUCACCUAAUCACCUAAAAAAGGCAAAGCUGAUGUUCUUUUACACCAGAUACCCCAGCUCCAACAUGCUCAAGAUGUUCUUCUCUGAUGUGAAGUUCAACAGAUGUAUCACCUCUCAGCUCAUCAAGUGGUUCAGCAACUUUCGAGAGUUCUACUACAUUCAGAUGGAGAAGUUUGCACGGCAAGCGAUCAAUGAUGGUGUCACAGGCACAGAGGAACUGAAUGUCACUCGGGACUGUGAGCUGUACAGAGCCCUCAACAUGCACUACAACAAGGCAAAUGACUUUGAGGUUCCGGAGCGAUUCCUGGAAGUGGCUCGGAUCACGUUACGGGAGUUUUUCAAUGCCAUUGUUGCAGGCAAAGAUGUUGAUCCUUCCUGGAAGAAGGCCAUAUACAAGGUCAUCUGCAAGCUGGACAGUGAAGUCCCUGACAUUUUCAAAUCUCCCAACUGUCUUCAAGAACUUCUGCAUGAGUAAAGAUUUCCACUGCUUUUUUUUUUCUGAAUGUAAAAAAAAGUAGCUUUCCUAAUUGAUGCCCGGUCCAACUAUUCUGGGUAUCUUAGUUCCUCCUCUUUAUUUUAUUUUGUUUCUUUUAAUACUUUAACCCUUUGGAUGUUUUGACUGUGUGAACCCCCUCCUACUUUCCCUGCUUGUGAAAUUAGGGGAUUAUUAUUUUUCCAUAGCCUUGUGGCUAAUUGUACUGUUAACUUGAAAAUCUUCUGCUUUUGUCACUAAAAGGAUUAGAUUUCAUGGAGAGAAGUUUGAAGAGUGUUAAGACAUUGCAGAGUAGGGCAUUAUGUUAUAAAUUGUAUAGAUUUUAUUAUUAUUAUUAUUAUUAUUAUUAUUAUUAUUAUUAUUAUUAUUUUUGCAUGCAACAAAUGACAAAACUGGUAUUACCAUUUUCUUAAGUUAGAUGUUAUGUGACACAACACUACAUUAUUAUUUGAGGUAAAAAAAAAUACUAACAUUUGGGUUCUGUUUAGUAUUAGGGACUGUGACAGAUGUUUUGUCAAAAUGCCACAUUAUCUUUUUUGGAAAGAAGAAUUCAAAAUAUGUUUUUGUGUAUAUGUUUUUGUACUCUUGUGUAGUACUAACACCUGCCAAGAGAUGGCCCCACUCCUCAACCUUUUCCUCGACAGAAUCACCUUUCCUGUAACUAAGCAACAUGGCCAUUUUCAUAUGGAGGCUAGCCAGUUUUGUACAAAAUAUGGAUGCUUUCCUGCAGAGAGGCUACUCUAGCUCAUGCGCAUGUGUGCAUACACACACACACACAUACACACACACACACACACACACACAAAACACUAACAUAUAGAAAACUGUUCUGGUUUUCUAAAUUGGGUCAGGUGGUGUUUCACUCUCCAGUUACUGAAAAGAAAGUGGUCUUUUAUUUUUAUGAAAUCUAAAAAUAGUACUUUUCUAAAUUUAUAAAUCUGUCAUCAAAGACUAAUAUUUUGAGCACAUAUUAGAGAUAUAUUGACGGUGCAAUAUUCCCCGCACAGAACAUACUUCUCUAAGGUUCUCUGCACUUUUUCCACAUUAAAGCAUUUUUGUCUUUGAGAAGAAUAUAUUGAAUCGUCCUCAGAUGGAAUUUUUUUUUUUGUGAUUCGUUUAAUUUCUAUAUGAGUAAAUUAAGUCAGAGCUGUGAAUAGACAAAGCUUUUCUGUAUUUUAUUUCUUAUUGUACUUGAACAGUUGAAAUAUAAAGUCUCACUGUAAAAAUGUAUCUGGAAGUGUUUUUGGUAGAAAAUAAAAAAAAAUAGUAAAGACUUCUGACAGCACAUAUGUCUGACUAUUCAGAAGCUUAAUGUGUAUAUACACCAUAUAAUUACAUGAACAUUAGCGUGAAGGGAGAAAUAUGUGAUGUAUAGCACCGAUCAUUCCACAACUGGAAUAGAUAAGUGUAGGAAAUCUUUAUAUAAAAAUUGUUAUUUUUCUUUAAAAGAUAUACAUGAUAUAUAUGAUCGCUCCAGUUUAAAUGAAGCUGUUUUAAAGGUUUGAAAUUGCCUUUAUCUGGGUUUUUUUUAGGCUUCCAUUCAUAGAAUAUGAAUAAAAGUAGCCUUCUGAGAAGCACAACUUUGUACUCUUAGAGUUUUUUUAUUUAAUUUUGGAGAGUGAAAAUUGUCCAUGUGACUGCACAGCUAACAUAACCACUAGUCUGACAUUAGGAAAUACAGCUGAUGAACUGAAAUACAGGAAAGCAAUUAUUGUCAGCACAAUGCCUUAAAAACCUGCUGACUUUUAAAUUAAACAGCACAAUGCCUGCAAUGCCCUGUCAUUAUUCCCAAGCACUGGCAGUAUCUGCAGACUUUGGACAAUGCAGACAAUAGCAUAAAUGAAGUGCCAACAUUUUCACUAUGCACCAAAAAACAGAGCCAUCUUCUUAAUCUUACCCUCCCCCUAAUAGUGCUGAUUUUUAAAAAUGGUUUCAUGUGAUCCUUUAGUCACCUCAUCCAUGAGGCAAAAUACACCUCUUGUCUUGGUUUAUUUAGCUUAUUUCUAGAGAUCUGCAGAUCUGCAGGGUUUUUUUCCCCUUUAAUUAACAAUGGCUCUAUAGUAAAUACAUUAGUUAUCAUAAUGCUAGUUAAUUUAAGCCAUAUUAGUACUGUACAUUAAAUAAUCAACUUAUUCUUGCAGUUAAUACCACUAUAUGUAAUGCAUCAUGACAUCUACAACAAAAAGCCUAUCAGUCCAAGUAAGUAUUUUAUGUCUCAACAUCAUUACAUACCAGUAGCUAGCUGUACAACCAUCUGGGAUUCAGAGAAGGGGUGUCUUUAAAACACAAAGCUUGGAUUUUAGGUGAAACAAUACUUUAUAUCCACCUGUAGUUAUAUUUAAAUUGGCUAUUAAAUGAUUGCUUCUUUCAUAGCCAUACUGCCUUUGUGCCUCUGUGUGUUAUGAGGUUAUUAUAACUCUCAAGUUGCUUAGCCUAAUAACUCUCCGCUGUGCACAAUUUCCAUAUAAUGGCUAAAAGACAAGAGGCUUACUUUUUCAUAGUAACACAUCUUCAAGUCUUUAAAAAAGAAUAAAUUCCAUAUUGCUGUUUUUUGUGCUUACGGAUUUAAUUCUACUUAAAAACUUAAAAGCACCAGCGCAAGUACUAGUCCCCUCCACAAGUACAAUGGUUCUUGUGCCUCCUGUGGCUAAUAAGUUCAUCAUUCUUUAGGUUUUAAUUUAAAUUACUACAAUUGCAAUAAACACUGGAUUUUCUUUUUUUUUUUUUUUUUGAUGUUUAACAUAAUUGGUGAUAGCUAUGCAUAUACUGUGUCUUUUAA